Molecule: messenger RNA, 1385 nt
Organism: Hemicordylus capensis (graceful crag lizard)
Lineage: Eukaryota; Metazoa; Chordata; Lepidosauria; Squamata; Cordylidae
Exons: 5
Coding region: 36-395 (119 amino acids)
Source: RefSeq, a predicted model, not a curated record
CAGAACAAAAGCUCAUCUCAGAGUCAAUCUUCUGGAUGAGCCACAUGAUUGGAGGAGAGCCGGAGGAAGACCGAGAAAGCCCGUUUCUGCCCCCGGAGAGGUCCAUGAGGAGGAUGCUGCAAGCAAUGCUCGCUGAAAAGCCCACCCUGACCCACCUCAUCAGGAUUGCUGAGGCCAUUGAUGCUGAGAUGUUCAGCGAGGAUGAGGAGGAGGCAGCCAUGGCGGAGAACGUUGGCUUCUUACUGCUCAACAUGGCCAUUGGGCCCCCUUUCUACUUUGAGGCAGAGCAGAUCAAGCCACUCCUGCCACUGGGCAUUCGCAGGGUGGGCCGAACAACAUCCAGGGCCAUGGGCGAUGGGAGCCAUUCCUCCGAUGAAGACCUCUUCGAGCCCUGAGAGGACCUGGAUUUUGGUGACCUUCUCCAGGAGCAGCCCCCUUCCACUGCAAGCCCCAGGACAAGAAGAAGAGCUCCAUCUAUGCCAAGAAGAUGAGGAGGGUCUUGCCCAGCUGGAGGCACGACGACACCUAGAAUCCCCCUCCCCUUGGCCUCGUGCAGAGGGGAGGGUGUUUUUCCCAGCCCUGCCCUGCACGAGGCCCAAGAAGCAGGCUGAUUGGCCCUUUAGGUUUGGGGGUGGGGUUUUGGCCGGGAUCGGCCGAUCCAUGCCCCAGGCUCCUCAGUUCAGCCUGGGCAUUCCCCUCCCUCCCUUCCCUGCUGCAGAGCGGGUCUAGUGAUUGGUCGCCCGAGGGGAUCGAGUAGGAAUUUUUUGCUCCCAACGCAUUGGCCACUGUUGGGGUUUUUUUCGCCUACUCCGUUCUGUACCCAGGUGUUUAGUUAGAGUUAGGCCGGUCACAAUGGCAGUAACAGUGCGGGUUGGGGGGUAGGUUGAGAGAUAGAACAUCGGUGAGCACCCUUGGAUAUUCAAAAGGUUGAUUGGUCAAUUGCUCCUUUGUGGCCUGUGUGGCACGGGGAGAAUGGAUUGCCAUGAAACGAGCUUCAGGACUUCACCAACCUUUAGGCUGUGCGGUCCGGGGUGGGUGAAGACCUUGAAGUAUCCAGAUCCCCUCUUCUAAAGGGGGGGUUGGCUUUGAAGGAAUUGGGCGGGGCGUUCCUGCCCGUUUCCUGAGCCAGGGUGUGUCGCCCAGUGAGGCGCUGGGUAGGACAUUAGAGUCCUAACCCGGGCCUAGUGGCCCGCACUGUUCUCUAAGGGUGAUUAAUCACCUGGCAUUCCAGUCCGCCAUGUCUAUUGUUCCUGUUAAUAAAGUUGUGGCCCUUUUACCCAUAAUAAGUCUAUGUGUCUUCUUGGGCUGGGAGCUGGGGACAAGGAGACCAUCUUUGUAUGCAGGGGACACAGCACUGCAAGAAGCGGGUUGCCCAACUCCACCAA